UGUUACUAUGACUAAAUGUACAAAUCACCUACCUGGGUGUUGAACUGAAUGCUGCUCUUCACACAAUUACUUCCCUAGAUACAUGAGCAUUCAAAAUACUUGUGAAUUUUUGUCAGCCAUUAGUUUCUUCUGAAAUUGCUUGGGUAAAAAGGAAGUUGGAGAAUGUUGCUAGGACUCAAAAAGGCAGGAGAGGAAUAAGCUGUUGCGUGAAAACAUUUCUAUAACAGAGAAGAAUGUGCAAAAACAUGGUUCAGUAAUGAAAGCUUGCAAUAAUAACACUAUCAGACUUGGAAUGUGACUAUAUUAAUGCAAGGUCUUGCUGUUCAAAACUAAAUAAAUGGGUGCUCCCAGAAUUGAUUGGCCAUACUAUUGUCACUGUAUUAAUGCUUAUUUCAUUGCACUGGUUCAUCUUCCUCCUUAAUUUGCCAGUAGCAACCUGGAAUAUAUAUAGGUUCAUUAUGGUGCCAAGUGGGAACAUGGGGGUGUUUGACCCCACAGAGAUCCAUAAUCGGGGACAAUUGAAAUCGCACAUGAAGGAAGCCAUGAUUAAGCUAGGCUUUCACUUGCUUUGUUUCUUCAUGUACCUUUACAGUAUGAUCUUGGCUUUGAUAAAUGACUGAAGUUGAAAAGGAACUAGUUAGUUGCCAAAUUCUGAACCAUCCGACUCACUCCAGCGAACAGUUGUAGAGCCGGAGACACUUUCGAACAUACCUGGACUGGUGUCGUCAUGCAGUAUAUUUUUUCCUCUUUGAACAAGAAAUAUUUUUGCUGUAUUUUUUAACAUAAAAUAUUUUAAAAACUGA
Messenger RNA from Dermochelys coriacea (leatherback sea turtle), 803 nucleotides. RefSeq names its product cornichon family AMPA receptor auxiliary protein 4 (gene CNIH4). Gene Ontology annotation, biological process: endoplasmic reticulum to Golgi vesicle-mediated transport. The transcript has 5 exons. The record is from RefSeq and is a predicted model, not a curated record. NCBI's taxonomy places the organism in Eukaryota, Metazoa, Chordata, Testudines, Dermochelyidae. Gene Ontology annotation, cellular component: COPII-coated ER to Golgi transport vesicle; endoplasmic reticulum membrane. The coding region runs from base 384 to 620 and encodes 78 amino acids.